Molecule: messenger RNA, 3598 nt
Organism: Procambarus clarkii (red swamp crayfish)
Lineage: Eukaryota; Metazoa; Arthropoda; Malacostraca; Decapoda; Cambaridae
Source: RefSeq, a predicted model, not a curated record
AUGUUGAGUGCUUCUCCUACCCCGACAGGUCCUGUCAGGGGCCCCGAUGAUGAAAGAAGCAAGAGACCUUUGGGUUUGUUGCAAAAAACUGAACUUUUUCAGAUGUUGCUGGAGGGACGCGGAGGAUGCCAAGAGCCUCGUGGCUCUUCGUGUGCGCCGCUGGAACCAAUCCCCAUCAGGGUCUUAUCAAGUGCACUAGAAAGACUUUUCCUAUUGUUUUUUUCCCCGCCAGUACCACCAAAGAAGCCCGAAAUCUACAACGCCACCAACCAUCUUGUUGUGGGCCAGUCGGGAGCAUCUAUUAUUGGUCCCUAUAACGAGGGUGACCCAAUGGAACUGAUCUGCAAAGUCACUGGAGGGCGACCGGCACCGAUAGUGAUGUGGCUGAUUAACGACGAGGUGAAGAGGACCGAGGUUGUCGAGGAAGAAGAGGGCAUCCUGAGUGCCUCCGUCAGAGUGCCAGAGCUCACCCGCCGGCACCUCCAUGCUGUCCUCGAGUGCCGGGCCUACAACUUCAAUGGCUCCAUCCCUGUUUCUUCCACCGUCACUCUCGAUAUGAACUUCCGUCCCGUCAACGUGACCAUCCUGAGUGGCAUGGAGAGCCUGAGUGCCGGCUCUGAGUACGAGCUGGUGUGCCAGGCCUGGGGGUCGAGACCUGCUGCCAUCAUCAGCUGGUGGAAGGGUGGCACUCUGCCACUUAAAGACGCCGUUAUGACGACGUCUCCGGACAGCAACGUGACGACGUCCAUCCUCAAGUACCAGGCUGAGAUGACUGACAGCGGCAAGUACCUGACCUGUCGUGCCCAGAACCAGCUCAUCCCCCAGUCUGCCCGCGAGGACGGCCUCAAACUCAACAUAUUCUACAAGCCGGUGGUGACGCUACAGAUGGGCAGCAAUCUCAACCCUGACAACAUCAAGGAAGCUGACGACGUCUAUUUUGAGUGCCACAUCAACGCCAACCCCGUGGUUCACCGGGUCACCUGGUUCCAUAACGGGUCCCCCGUGGAGCACCGCGUCACUAAGGGCAUCAUCCUACAGAACCAGACGCUGGUGUUGCAGAAGAUCACGAGGGAGGCCGCCGGACUCUACACUUGUGCCGCCGUCAACCUGGAGGGCGAGGGAGAGAGUCAACCCGUCAACCUCAGAGUCAUGUACAAGCCGUACUGCCGGCGUCACAGCAAGACCAUCUACGGCACGGCGCUGCACGAGCCAGCCAGCGUCACGUGUGAGGUGGAGGCCAGCCCGGGACCCGUCACCUUCCGCUGGACCUUCAACAACACCUCCGAGCACCUGCCCAUCCCAGCCUCCGCCGUCACCUCCCAGGGCCGCCGGACCCUCCCAAGAACUGCUCCAUCGCCAACCAGACGACGGACACCAUAGAGGUGGAGUGUGUAGCGGCUUUCGACGGCGGUCUUCCCCAGACAUUCUACAUGGAGGUGUACGACUCGACGACGGGGGCGCUGCACCGCAACUUGUCGUCGGGGGAGCCUCUGUUUCACCUGACGGAGCUCCGGCCGGGCCUGGCCUUCCUCAUGGUCACAUACGCCGCCAACUCCAAGGGCAGGAGCGACGUGGCCAAACUUGAGACUUUCACCCUCAAGGUGGCCGAGAAACGCACAGGUCCGCCAGCGCUGCUCGAGUUCACACCCUUCCUGGGAAUCGUCAUCGGGGUGGUUCUGGUCAUCUUCCUCGUUGUUAUCGUCAUCAUCACAGUUUUCAAGUUCCGGAAGCCACAGACGAAGCCGGAGGAGAGCGGCCCCAGCGAGGAGUACAAGGGCGACCUGGAGAACAAGCCGCUCAACGUUGGAGUUCUGAGGGCGAGGGUGAAGGAGGGAGUCAGCGCGGGGGAGGCGGAGGACAACGACCCGGAUCUAAUCCCCCACAGGGCGGACCUGAUGCCGUACCCGCACUACGAGGCCAUCGACCAAGGCGCCGCUGCUCACCAGUCCCACUUCGGGGGAAACUUCGAAGUGUCGCCGACGGUGAGAACUAUGCCUCUGCAGCAUAACCAAACUGGGCCUGGUGGUGAAGUCACGUAUGUGGAGCUGGCCAUGCCCCUGGAGAACCAGAGUGGUGCUGCCACCUACAGUGGUGCUGCCAGCUACAGUGGUGGCGGUGGUGGAGGUUAUAGUGGUGGUGGUGCUGGAGGUUAUAAUGGUGGUGGCGGCAGUGGUGGAGAACCUUGUAUAUACGCCACCAUCGACCACAGGAGGAGCCUCACCAUCAACCCCCCAUCACAGACCGUGGCUUCUUCCCCUGCCAGUAACCCGGGCAGCACGUACGCCUCCCGUGACUACAGGAGAGGGAACGGCAGCUUCCACCACCACGCCAGCAACCCCAACCUAUACGCCACACUGGACCACAGACGGGGCGGCACCACCACCACCACCUCCACCACGAAUCCCAGUCUCUACGCCACUUUACCGCACCGAAAGGACACAUUUGUCACCAGCAUCAGCACUACCAACAUCAACAUUUCUCCACCUGGAUUUAGAGACAUCAGAAUGAGCUUGCGGACUCCCUUGGUGAGGAGGCCAAGCGAGAGUGCUGUUUAAACGGAAGAAACGUGUAAUGAAUUCAUACUACAUAAUUAAUUCUGACAAAAAUGGUCUGAGUUGCAGUUAUCACAUUAAAUAAAAAAUACAUCCUGGUACAAACGAGUUGGUGUAAGUUCUGUAAGAUAAGUUACGCCAGAAGGCAGCAUCCGGGUGAACUGUCGUAUAGAGUUUGUGUGUGUGUGUGUGUGUGUGUGGAAGAGAGCAACAGGCCUGCUGUCUCACAGCCUGGUAGGUGGACACACACACAGGGUGCUGGUCCACAUGUACUGGUAUUGGUGUUAUGUGCAACGGUGAGCUAAAUGUUGCCGGGGUUUAAUUGAGGUCGCGUCUUGUACAUAUGAUUGAUCAUCAAUUUCGAUUUUCUGUUCUUUAAAUACUUAAUAUGUGUUGUAUUUCAUGACGAUAUACAGAAGUUCUUAUCUACUUCAUAUUUUAUAAAUCUGUGACUGCAGUGCUCCCAUUCUAUUCCAUUUGUAGCAUUUUAAUUUUAUUGCAAUUGCCUUAUUUCAGUUCAGAUUUAGAAUUUGAUAAUAGCUAAUAUUUUUAAGUUAAGAGACAUUGGUGAUAUCUUAGCAGGAUCCAUCAGGCUGGCUUCGGACACUGUCCGCCUCACCUCCAUAUUGUACGUGUGUAAAUACCUGUAAAUAUUUAAGUGUCUAAGUGUACAAUGUGUCUGUUUAUAUGACUAAAUAUCGGAACAAAUUUACAAACUGUAUGGUAUCCAGUGACCUCAUGAGACAGUGAAAAUGUUGAUUCUGUAAAGAGAGGGAGAGGGGCAAAGGAGGAAGUACCCUUUGCUUCCAGAAAAGUGACGGGACCAAGAUUUGCUGACAAAAAUAAUAGGGCCAAGAGAUGCUGACGACGUCACUACGUCACCAAGUAACGAGGUGGAGACAUGUCGACAAUGUCACGCCGUCUUCAUGUGAGACAAGUUGACAUGUCUCUCUCAGUUUCUUCCUUCUUCCGGUGACGUGUGGUUCUUGUUUUGAACUAUUUGUCUGUGCCACUUGCCUGCCAUCUUUGGGGCCAGUCUAAUGGUA